This is a messenger RNA of Fusarium venenatum, 2976 nucleotides long. Lineage: Eukaryota; Fungi; Ascomycota; Sordariomycetes; Hypocreales; Nectriaceae. The record is from RefSeq and is a predicted model, not a curated record.
AUGCAGAGCCCCGAAUACAUUGGUGCAAAGCUGAGGUAUACACGCAGUGCUUACGGAACCCUCUUCUACGCCAGCUUGCCGUUAGGCGAUGAGCCAUGGGUUCCAGUACUUAUGCAAAACAUGAAUAGGUCAGAUAUAGAACAAGAGAUCGACAAACUUCGUCACUGGCUUCAAACAGCUUCACAUGAUCACGCACAAAGAGCAUCUUAUCUCCACACUUUGGGUAUGACGCUAAUGGAAAAGUUCCAUCUCAACGCGUCGUUUGAGGCCAUCGAUUCUGCAAUCGAGUACCUUCGAGAAGCGGUCAAUCUAACGCCAUUGGAAAGUCCAGCUCGAGCUUUACAGUAUUUGUGUCUGGCUGCAGCAUACCUAUUCCGAUUUGAAAGAUAUGCAAACACGGCCACUGCUGAUAUUGCGAUCAGUCUUUGCCGUGAAGCUAUCAAGAUCACAGGAACGAGUCAUUCUUUGCGUGGUUCACAGAUGAAAGUCCUCGGAGAUGCAUAUUGCAUGAGAUGGAAUAACUCUGGGGAUGUGGCUGAUGUCAAUGAAAGUAUUCGCUACUAUAAGGAGGGGCUCGACCUCGACUUACCUAACAACAUAAUCCGUAUCGACCUGACUCAUGCCCUUGGCCUGGGCUACCUGUCGAGGUACCAAGUCAUAGAAACCAUGUGGGAUAUGGACACCUCUCUGCAACUCCUCCAGGAAGCCUGCGAUGCGACAACAGGUACAUAUCAAAUCAAGAACUGUAUGCGAAAGGACCUCGCAUUAGGCCAUCAAAUCAAGUAUUUGAGGAACCAAGACCCUUUGCAAAUCAACAGGGUCAUCGCCUUGUUUCAAGAAUGUAUCGAUCACACACCGAAUAGCGACCCUAGACUCGCAGUUUGUUACGCGAAUCUCGGAACGGCGUAUUUGGUAAAAUGGCGCAAGGGUGGGUCAUUCCAGGAUAUAGCAAGAUCCAUCGAAAUACUCCAAUAUGCGGUUAAGAUGUCUGAAGUCGAUGACCCAAAUUGCUUAUUGAUACUUGGAGACCUCGCAAAGGCUUAUCAGGAUAUAUUUUCCGAAACAAAGGUCCUUUCAGACAUUGAAUUCGCAAUCGAGACUUGGCAAAAAGCCGUUGACUCAUCGCAUGGCCCAGGACAGCAAGCGACACAACUUCAAUGGAAAUCUCGAGCGGCAUUAGAAAGGUUCAAUUUCACAAAGUCAGUUACUGAUAUCGACAAAAGCAUCAAAUUUAUGCAAGAGAGCUUAGAAAACACCUUGCCUGCAGUUGCACCACGUGCAUAUCGUCUAUUCGAGCUUGGGAACCGUUACAAGCUCAAGUAUAAAAUCACCCGAGACGAGGAAGACCUCACCACUGGCACCACUUACCUUCAAAUAGUGAUACAAGAUCCCUCAAUGCAUGAUUACAUAAAAAUAACGGCCGCUGAGGAUGCGAUGAGCUUUUUUGCAUUGGCCGAGGACUGGAAACAAGGCUACGAAAUAGCCGCUUUACUCAUGAAAUUGAUUCCCCCACUUAUACCUCGUUUCCUGGAAGCAUUCGACGUACAGUACGUACUUAAAGAUCUAGAAGGGGUUGCAUGUCAGGCAGCUUCCAUGGCACUAUAUGCUGGAAAAGAGCCAUCAGUCGCACUACAGUUCUUGGAAACUGGGAGGGAUAUUUUGGCGACAUCUAUUGAAGAUCUGCGCGGCGAGGUCGGCAUUCUGAAGGAAAAACAUCCUGAAUUGGCGAGCCAGUUCCUCGCUCAACGCUCAGCGUUAGAUAUACCCGCCGCAGAAGACACUGACCCCGAGCAACGAUACGAGAAAGGCAAUGUCUUUGAAAACCUUGUCAAUAAGAUCCGUCAGCUGCCUGGCUUUGAAGAAUUCUUACGUGCACCAAGCGAAGAGGCCUUCAAAUUGGCGGCAAGAAAGCAUCCUAUUGCCGUUAUUAACCUCAAAGCACAAUCACGACACCGAGAUAGCAUUAGCAGCCCCGCUGUUCUCUCCUGGCUAUGGGAUGUUGCAAUGAAACCGAUUUUGGAUUUUCUUGGGUUCACCAAGAUUUCCAUCUCCGAUGAGGAAUGGCCAAGGGUAUGCUGGAUACCAACUGGCCCUCUUUGUGGAUUUCCUCUCCACGCCGCAGGUUAUCAUGCAGAUGGAUCCACGGAGGCUGUUAUUGAGAGAGUGAUGUCUUCCUACAGCUCAUCUGUCAAGGCAAUCAUCAAUGGUCGCCACGACACACAGACAACGCGAGACGUAACGGGAAAUGGAUCGUUGCUUGUGGCGAUGGAAAACACUCCUGGGGCCACGAUGCUUCCCUUCGCCACUGACGAGAUCAAUAUGUUGCACAAGCUCCACACAUCCAUGUCACUGGAUCCUGUCAUUGGCAAAAACAAGAACGACAUCUUGUCACAACUUCCACAUUGCAAGAUCUUCCAUUUCGCUGGUCGCGGUUUCACAGACAGCCAGGAUCCUUCCAGAAGCCAUCUGCUUCUCGAAGAUAACGGCAAAAGUGACACUCUGGAAGUUGGAAAGCUCUUGAGCCUAAAUCUUCGUCAAAGUCAACCAUUUUUAGCAUACCUAUCAGCAUGCGGGACAGGUCAGAUUAAAAAUAAUACUUUCCUAGACGAAAAUAUUCAUCUUAUCAGUGGUUUCAGGUUGGCAGGAUUUCGACAUGUUAUUGGCGCACUCUGGGAGGUAAGUGACGAAACCUGUGUUGAUAUGGCGAAGGCCACUUAUGAGGGAAUACGUGAUGGCGGCAUGAGUGACGAUUCAGUUUGUCGAGGGCUCCAUAUGGCUUCGCGAGCGCUUAGAAAGAAGUGUCUAAGCACGCCUAUUUCUAGAACGGAAGGGCGGGUGAGAAAGGACGAGGUUCGGAACAUUGGCUUGACUGGGGAAGUUCAAGAGGAAAGAGCCUCACAACGGGAUAUUUUGUCUUGUGAAGAAGAUGACUACGUGCCAUGUCACUGGGUGCCAUAUGUACAUUUUGGCGUUUGA